AGCUUUUAGCCUCAAGCCCUUUGUAGGCUCUUAGGGUAAUGGCGGGAGAUUCUGGGAAGGUGAAGGAGAUUUUUCAACAUUGGGAUCGCGACGGAAGUGGAGACAUAUCUGUGGCAGAGUUGACCCGUGUGCUGAACAAGUUGAAUCCACAAUUUGACCAAGCAGCAUGUCAGAAAAUGUUCAGCUGCAUGGAUGUCAACAGCGAUGGCUCCAUUCAGUACGACGAGUUCAUCAACUGGCUUACCUCGAGUGACUCAUACAAGGGAGCCAAGGCUGCAAUCUUGAUGGACGGGAAGGGAGCAGGUGGCAAAGCAGAUGCAGCGCGCAAAGCUAAACUGAGGGCCAAGUACGCCAGGUUGGACAAGAACGGCGAUGGCAAGCUUGACUUUGUGGAGGUAUACGCACCUUGCCUUGAAUAUUUCUCACGCGUCCGAUUCAGGGACUUCCUGCAGAAGAGGUAUCCUCAGAUGACACUGCCUGACCUGCGGUUUCUUUAUAAUUGUGCUGACAAAUCCCACGAUGGCAUUCUUGAUUUCUAUGAGCUCUUAGACAUGUUGAUGAAUGUGCCGUCGCAAAAGGCCGAUCCUGGAGCAGCACCCCCCAGCCAGGGGCAACACCCGUUGUCAGCUGCCCUGCUCCGACCAGACGCAAGGGAUGACAUCAAAGCUGCCCUCGAGAAGGAAGAGAGAGAUCAGAAAGAAUGGAUGGAGAAGGUCAAUGACAUCACAUCCAAGAUGAAAGAGUUCAAAGAUGAUGAGCGAAGGCACAAAGAAUUCCGAGAAGCCCAUGCAAAGGUGAUGCGAGAGCACUAUGCCAAGACGGGUCAGCUUGCAAUUUGAGCAGAGCCAAGUAUAUAAUGCAAGCUCAGGCUUGUGCCACGAGUUGAAGUCGCCCCGAAGUUUGCCACAAGACCACUGCAAAACGUUUUGAGAUGUUCAAUGAGUCCCUCUUAAAGAGCAAGGCAGCAAGACGACGAUAAAGAAUGUCUCACCCGAGCUCUCCCCGUGAGCAAAGAAGCCACUUUUGGCGCUCUUCACUGUCUCAAAGAGAGAGUGUCG
Molecule: messenger RNA, 1058 nt
Organism: Durusdinium trenchii
Lineage: Eukaryota; Dinophyceae; Suessiales; Symbiodiniaceae
Source: the annotation of a GenBank genome assembly